AUGGUAGUGAGACCUUUCAGAGCUGGGACUUCCAAUUAUUUUGUUUAUUUUGUUCGAUCAGAUUCAUUUAGAGUUCCAGAUGUCAUUCAACCUUAGAAGGGAAUAACUUUAGAAAUAUUAAAUACAGAUGCUGAAUAGAGAUUGAUACUGGCUGAUGCUAUGUCAUAUGCAUAAUAUGAGUUUGAGAUUUAAGAAAAUAUCGAAUUAUCAACACUUACUGGCAUAAUUAAAAAUGUUUUGGGUAGCUGUUGUGAGUGUUUACGAAUUGGUAGGGAUGAUUUUCAUUAUUACAGAUAGUGGAGAAAAUCACCUUAGAACCUUUCUGAGUUUUGCCAAUUGAUUAAAGGAAGUAUUGCUGUUAUCAAUAACUCUAGUUCUGGUAAAGUGGGAACAUCUCCAGCGGCCGCAUUUUUAGAAUGUUUUGUUGAAAAGAAGGUAAGAUUGUUGCAUUGUGAUGUAUCUUCUGUGUGA
Molecule: messenger RNA, 471 nt
Organism: Paramecium tetraurelia
Lineage: Eukaryota; Ciliophora; Oligohymenophorea; Peniculida; Parameciidae
Exons: 3
Biological process (GO): proteolysis
Cellular component (GO): cytoplasm
Molecular function (GO): manganese ion binding; metalloaminopeptidase activity
Source: RefSeq, a predicted model, not a curated record